Messenger RNA from Corylus avellana, 1671 nucleotides. RefSeq names its product S-adenosyl-L-methionine-dependent methyltransferases superfamily protein. The record is from RefSeq and is a predicted model, not a curated record. Gene Ontology annotation, molecular function: RNA methyltransferase activity. NCBI's taxonomy places the organism in Eukaryota, Viridiplantae, Streptophyta, Magnoliopsida, Fagales, Betulaceae. Gene Ontology annotation, biological process: rRNA base methylation. Gene Ontology annotation, cellular component: nucleolus.
ACCCCUAAACCCAUUUGUGUCUCUCUUUCUCUUCGAGUUUUGAGUAAUGGCGCGUGGCAAGAAGGCGAAGCCUAUAACGGCAGCACCGAGAGCGGCGGAGAAACCGGAAACCAAGCGGCUGAGCAACGCCGAGCGGUCGGCUUACUUCUCGAGGAGAGAGGCGGCGAAGGUAUUACGAACCGUACUCGAAGGCGACGCCCGGCGCCGAGCCGUCGGCUCCAUCAAAUCGCUCAUUUAUCGACCUUCUAUCAGGAACAAGAAGGGCACGUUCGCUCUGGUCUGUGAAACACUCAAGCAUCUUCCCAUUAUCAAGGACGUCUUGGAGGCUGCUGGCUUGCUGAAAGGCAAGUGGAAGAGGCAAGAGGAAUUAAUUUACAUAAUCACAUAUGACAUUCUUUUUGGGAAGGCUGUUUCGUUAGUUGGGGAUGCCGAGGUGUUUCUCAUGCACCGGAAAGAUGCUCUACAGGCAGCUUUGGCGCAGCUGUUAGUUAAGAAAAAAGUGAAGACCGCUCAAGAUUUGGUCCAACUUUAUCAAAUACCUGAAGUUUCAAAACCUCGUCAUGUUCGUGUAAAUACUCUGAAAAUGGAUGUUGAUUCUGCCUUACUCGAAUUAGGGCGAGGAUACAUGGUUCAAAAGGAUAACUUGGUUCCUGACUUGUUGAUACUCCCACCAGGUGCUGACUUACAUAACCAUCCUCUAGUCAUGAAUGGAAGUGUUUUUAUGCAAGGGAAGGCAAGUUCUAUGGUGGCAGCAGCUCUUGAUCCUAAACCCGGAUGGGAGGUUCUUGAUGCAUGCGCUGCCCCAGGAAACAAAACUGUCCACCUAGCUGCUCUUAUGAGAGGAAAGGGGAAGAUUAUAGCGUGUGAGCUGAAUAAGGAAAGGGUUAAUCGUCUAAAAGAGACUAUUAGCCUCUCUGGUGCCACUAAUAUCAAAGUUCUGCAUGGAGAUUUCUUAAAAUUCAACCCAAAAGAUCCGUCAUUCUCCAAGUUCAAUGCUAUUCUUUUGGAUCCUUCAUGCUCUGGCUCUGGGACAGCCUCUUCGAGAUUGGACCAUCUGCUCCCAUCUUAUGCUACGGGUCGUGGUGCUGAUGUUAUGGACACCGAAAGAUUGAACAAACUUGCGGCCUUCCAGAGAAAAGCUCUCACACAUGCCCUGUCUUUUGUUGCAGUGGAGAGAGUGGUGUACAGCACAUGCUCCAUUCACCAAAUUGAAAAUGAAGAUGUUAUCAGUUCUGUUCUUCCUCUUGCUGCCUCCUAUGGCUUUCAACUUUCAACUCCCUUCCCCGGGUGGCGGCGCCGUGGCCUCCCAGUCUUUGAAGGCUCACAACAUUUACUUCGGACAGAUCCUGUUGAGGAUGGAGAAGGCUUCUUCAUUGCUUUGUUCACCAAGAGCAACGCCGUCAAUUACCCAGAAAAGCAAGCAACCUGCAACAACACUCCCACAGCUCUCCUCCCUAACCGAUUACAAAACGUGAAGAAAAAGUUUGUAAUAUCGUGUACCCGUACUAAAUUGUUCCAGACAUGGUUGCAUACAAAACAGAGUAGGCGGAAGCGGCCAAAAACAUUUUUGGAAGCGAAUGAUUUGAAUGAAUCGCAAAGCACCGAAUGCUUUACGAUUUGAAUUCUAUUUUUUUUUUUUUCUUUUUCACCAAAAUGAAGAAUUUUCUCCUA